Messenger RNA from Acipenser ruthenus (sterlet), 6742 nucleotides. Its product is annotated as cytoplasmic polyadenylation element-binding protein 4-like. The transcript has 11 exons. Gene Ontology annotation, cellular component: nucleus; cytoplasm; synapse. Gene Ontology annotation, biological process: negative regulation of cytoplasmic translation. Gene Ontology annotation, molecular function: mRNA regulatory element binding translation repressor activity; ribosome binding; translation factor activity, RNA binding. The record is from RefSeq and is a predicted model, not a curated record. NCBI's taxonomy places the organism in Eukaryota, Metazoa, Chordata, Actinopteri, Acipenseriformes, Acipenseridae. Bases 715 to 2910 code for a protein of 731 amino acids.
AGGAGGGGAAGGCUUUAGCCGGAAGUGUCUCGCGACUCGUCUGGCUGUCAUUUAGCUUCGGUCGGUUCUUAGAAGGGCAGCGGUAAAGAAACGGAGUAUAAAGAAGAAAAAAAAUAGAAAGCGAUACAAAUAGAAAAUGAAACCAACAGAGUAGCAUAAAAUCUGUACAUUAAUAUUUCCAUGUGAACACUAUAUUUUAGUGAACCCAGGGACCGGCCGAUGACGUAAUUGGUGUUUUUAAAAUAGUUAAAAAAUACGAUAAGAUAAGGCUGCGUCAUUGAGAAGUCAGCACUAGGGAAGACGGAAAUAUUUAAAUAAAUCCUAUAUUAUAAGAAAACAGUACAACAGCAAAAAAUUAUCACGGAUUUCUAGUUUGCGGAGGUAAAAUUGGAACGGGCUCGUCAGAGACGUCGCAUUUAUAGAAAAAAGGACGAAAAGAAGGUGAAAGAAGUGUCUUUUACAGAAAGCUUGAGUUGGGGUUUUAAAACAAAUAGUCUAAUAACAUAUUUAUGUAAGCGUUUUUGUUAUUUAUUUCUGUGGACAAAAACUGGCCUAAAUCCUGAACAAACAGAAGACGUCAUCAAAAUUUUCUUGUAUUUAAAUGGCGUGUCAGGAUAAGGUGUUUGCUUAAAAAUAAAGAAAACACGAAAAGGGCGAAAAAGAAACUGAACAAAAAAAUACUGUCUUGUGGGAAUAAUUUUUUGGAAAAGAUAAAUGGGGGAUUACGGGUUUGGAGUCUUAGUACAAAAUAACACUGGUAAUAAAUCGGCUUUCCCAGUAAGAUUUCAUCCACAUCUGCAACCUCCACAUCAUCAUCAUCAAAAUGCAUCACCAAGUCCGGCUGCUUUUAUAAAUAAUAACACAGCUGCCAAUGGCAGUAAUGCUGGAUCAGCUUGGCUUUUUCCUGCAGCAACUACCCACAGCAACAUGCAAGAUGAAAUUCUGGGUUCCGAAAAAUCCAAAGCCCAACAGCAGCAACAGGAAAUACAAGAAACACAAGAAAAACAGCAGCUAUCUCCCAGCCAUCAGGAAACAGGUAUCAUAUCUGAUCUUGAAAAGGCAAGACCAGAGGAAAAUAAAGGGGAAAAUAGCUCCCCGGAAAACAGCAAUGGGAAGGAGAAAUUAAGAAUUGAGUCCCCAAUUUUAACAGGAUUUGAUUAUCAAGAGACUUCAGGGCUCGGGACUGCUGCACAGUCCACCACCUCUUCUACUUCCUCUCUGACCGGUUUUAAUAACUGGUCAGCGGCUGUCCCGCCCACCUCUUCCACAAUCAUUAAUGAAGAUGUUAGUUUCUUUAACCCUGCUGCCUCUGCUAAUAAUGGGCCUCUGCUGUUUCAGAAUUUCCCACAUCAUGUCAGCCCCGGCUUCGGUGGCAAUUUUUCCCCACAGAUCGGACCCCUUUCACAGCAUCACCCACCCCACCCACAUUUCCAGCACCCUCACAACCAACAUCAACAGCACAGGAGGUCUCCUGCUAGCCCCCACCCUCCCCCUUUUCCACACAGGAAUGCUGCUUUUAACCAGUUGCCACAUUUGGGAAACAAUCUCAGUAAACCGCCCUCUCCAUGGGGCAGCUACCAAAGCCCCUCACCUACCCCCUCCUCCACUUCAUGGAGCCCUGGUGGUGGGUAUGGUGGCUGGGGAGGUUCCCAGGGUCGGGAUUACCGCAGGGGUCUCAAUGGUGGGAUGACACCCAUUAACUCCAUCUCCCCCUUAAAGAAGACUUUCCCAAACAGCCAUAUGCCAUCGCAGAAGUAUUCCAGGACAAGCCCAGGCUUUACCCAGAAAUCCUGGAUGGAGGAGAGCAUGAGCCGGAGUGAGAAUGUAUUCCCAUUUCAGGAGCGUACAAGGUCAUUUGAUGGUUUCAACAUGCACUCUUUGGAAAAUUCCUUGAUUGACAUUAUGAGGGCUGAACAAGACUCGCUAAAAGGUCGCUUAGGCUUCUCGCACCCAGGAGCAGACAGUCCUUUGCCGAUUAAUGCAAGGACAUAUGGGAGACGGCGAGGUCAUUCAUCCUUGUUCCCGAUGGAAGAUGGCUUUCCUGAUGAUGAUCGUGCAGAACAAGGUCUCACUGGGUUAGGUUCUCCACACUGCUUUCCCCACCAGAAUGGAGAGCGAGUUGAACGUUAUUCACGCAAAGUAUUUGUUGGAGGCUUGCCUCCCGAUAUUGAUGAAGAUGAAAUUACAGCUAGUUUCAGAAGAUUUGGCCAUCUUUUUGUGGAUUGGCCUCAUAAAGCAGAAAGCAAGUCUUAUUUUCCUCCAAAAGGUUAUGCAUUCCUCCUUUUCCAAGAUGAGAGCUCUGUGCAAGCUCUGAUCGAUGCCUGUAUUGAAGAAGACGGAAAGCUCUACCUUUGUGUUUCCAGUCCAACCAUUAAAGAUAAACCAGUUCAGAUUCGCCCAUGGAAUCUUAAUGAUAGUGAUUUUGUGAUGGAUGGCUCCCAGCCUCUGGACCCAAGGAAGACUAUUUUUGUUGGUGGUGUUCCACGCCCAUUGCGUGCUGUGGAACUUGCCAUGAUAAUGGACAGGCUGUAUGGAGGGGUCUGCUAUGCUGGAAUUGACACAGAUCCAGAGCUGAAAUACCCCAAAGGAGCUGGGCGGGUCGCCUUUUCUAAUCAACAGAGUUACAUUGCUGCUAUCAGUGCUCGGUUUGUGCAGCUGCAGCAUGGAGAAAUUGAUAAACGGGUGGAAGUGAAGCCAUAUGUCCUUGAUGAUCAGCUGUGUGACGAAUGUCAGGGGACCCGCUGUGGUGGGAAGUUUGCCCCGUUCUUCUGUGCCAAUGUUACCUGUCUUCAGUAUUACUGUGAAUAUUGCUGGGCUGCUAUUCACUCACGUGCUGGCAGGGAGUUCCACAAGCCACUGGUAAAGGAGGGAGGGGAUCGCCCUCGGCAUAUUUCAUUCCGUUGGAAUUGAAAGGUGCACUGUCGUCUUGAGCUGCAAAUGUCAUACAAAUAAAUGCACUUUUCUGUUGCUGGUUCCUUUUUACAUGUCCCAUUUCUUAAAACUGGAAUUCUAUAUUGAAGUGAGUACAUGUCAAGUAAUCCUGUUUACCUUUUACUCAAUGUGAUAUAUAAUCAUACACAUGGAUAGUUCAAUACAUUAAGUCAUACUCCCUUUUUGAGACUUUAGAUCCCUGUGUAAUGAACCUUCCAGAAACCGAUCUGGCAUACCUUAAGCAUGAUAAAUAGAGGCACUUUUAUACAUGUGAAAUAAUUUCCUCAUAAGGCAAGGGCUUUUUUCCACUUGUGAUGUAUUAGGUUGCCACUGUCAUUUGUUCCAGUAACUUGUCAAAUAUGUCUCUAAAUUUACUUGGGGAGGGGGACGUACGACGACAAAACGAUUAAUUUGAAAUUUUUUGGAAAGACAUUUAAAACAUAAAUAAAUAAACCCUAAUUAAUUUAAUAAAAAUAUUAAUGAAAAAGAGUUAUUGACUUGGCAUAGAAGUAUAAAAGGUUUCUUGCUGGAGAUGGGUGCACUUAUUUUUGUACCUUUUAGGAUGCAGAUUUGAGAAUAAUUGCCCCAGUAGUUAACCAAAGCUUGAGAAAAUUGCAGACUGGUGUUUUCUUUCUUACAGUACAUCCUAAUGCUAGAGCUUACUUGGUGUACUAGCUGUUAACUUUUGUUCUCCAUUUUGACAUGCAAAACCUAAUACCUCGAGCUUUGCUGCUAAUGUAUUGAGUAUGGAGUGAACAACUGUCUAUUCCCCCUCAUAAAUGAACACAAUAAAAAAGGGAAAAGGAAUCAGCACAAAGCUGUACUUUUAAAAAUGCAUUUCCAGUUGCAUCUUUUGUAUGGAUAGAAUUGCAGGCGGGGUUAGAAAUUAACAGUUUCUACAGGUUGUACACUCACCUUUUUUAAAAGAAAAAAAAAAGGAAUAAGAAAUGUACUAGCUACAAAGAGUACUUACCAAAAUUAAAGUUUUAGUGUGUUCAGGAAAAAAAGAAAAUAAUGUAUUAGCUCCCAGUAUUUUUUUUACCGUGGUGUUAUUCAGUAACUGCUAAUUUUAUGCCCUUGUCUCUGUGUGUAUUUGUGCAGAUUUCCCACCCUUUUUAUGCUAUUUAAAUUAUUUUUUUAUAAUUUUAUUUAAUGCAGGAAAUACACUGACAGAAAAAAAAUUAUAUUAAGUGGAAAAAAAAUACAAAUUAAAAAAAAAAUAAAAAAUGAAACCCGCCACCUUCAUAAUCUUCUAGUGCCAACAUUCUUGAGACUAAUGCAUGUUUUAGUAUAACUAAUGUAUAGCAUGUGAUACAAAAUAAAUAUUCCUGUUGUUGCAUGCUUUGCAGGUUGGCUUGUAAUAUUUCUAGCCACUUGCCAGUUAUUCACUCAAAGUAAGACUGCAAUAAAGAGGUAAUACCUAGUGACUUUAGGGAACUCCAACCAAAGAUGGUUGUGCAGCAGCGAGACAGAAGUCAUAACUGUUUUUCUUAUCAUGAUGUUCUGAUGGACUCCAGCAAACCAAAGAUUGCCUCAAAUUGUUAAUGAACAGUCCGAGACCUUGAACAUUGCAGUAUAACUAAUAAUUUAAAAGCAGAGGCAUUUUCAGAAUAAACCCACAAAGUUCCAAAAGUCAAAAUGGAGACAUUUCUUGCUAGACAGUUAGGUGUAUUAGGAAAAAAAAAACUGCAUUAGCUGAACAGAUAUGAGGGAAAAAGAAUUGCUUAUAAUAGUGUUGGUAUUGCAGUAGUAUAGUAGGAUCUGAAACGUGCUUACAUAUAACUUGUCAGGGAUUAUAGUGCUGAUAUAACAUAUUAAUAUAGUGAAAUAUUAUCCUUCUGUUGGCUUGGUGGUGUGCAGUUACACCAUUUCUAACAUAACUUAAGUUUGUGGUGUGGUGGGUUAACAUUUUAGUAGUACAACACUUUUUGAAGAAUUUGCUGUUAAUGAGAAAAAUAAUUAUUUUAUACAUGGCCUGCUGAUUUUUUGGUACAGUGGUUUUCUAGCUAAAUUAUUUUGUCAUGCACAUAUAUACAUUUAUUAUGCACUACUUUUCUAUAUCUUUUUUUUCCAACAGUCAUUUUAGGCACAUUUUUUCACAAAUGGGAAAACAGCUUUUGCAAUACCUCAAUUUUUCACAUUGUGAAGGGUAGCUUUUGUACUUUUGUUACGGAGAGAUCUGCAUAUAUGGUAAACUUCAUUUUAAAAUUGAAUAAUUUUAAUAUAUAUUAUUUUCAAUUCCGCUUUUUAUACAUUUCAGUGCUGAGGAAACUUUUUAAGCUAAUAAACGUGCACUGGCCGUGCCGUUUUAGAAUUUGCAGAGGAGAGAUCGAACGUGUAUCGUUAUUGAAAAUCCUAUAUCUUUUUCACUAGAUGUUGCUAUAUAAACUGAAAAAAUAUCUGGUCUUAAAGCAUGACAAGAAUAAGUUGCUGUUUUAAACUAAUAUUUCUUAACAUGUAUUCAGCACCUGGCUAUAUUAAAGUAACCCAUUUUUGGCUCCUUCACUAAUGGAAGCUGAAAUAUAUAUGUAUAAGAAAAAAAUUAAAACAAAGAAAACAAAUUGGUAAAUGUUAAGCUGUUUCUUGUACCACAAGAAUGGAUGUUAGGUGUUUAAAUAUUUUAAAUUUAAAAUAUAUAUUCUUGAACUGCCAAUUAGCUGAUAUUGUAAUCCUUAGCAUGCAUGAAAAAAAAAUACAACAAAAGAUUAGCUUUUAAAAUGAAUUGUCGUGGUUGUGAUACAGACGUGUUUAUAAACUUUAAUUUCUUAAGGACCCCUCCAUGUGUUAAUCUAUAUGCCUUCUCCAUACACAGACCUCUGCGGAAUGCACAAAUAAAACUCUAAAAAAUUUUGCAGUGCAGGAAUUGAGCAUUUUAAAGGACACUGUUGGAAAGACUUGAUAAUUGUCCCCUUUGUGUUGAAGAACUAAACCUUUCAUGAAAGGGGAUUUAAGACUUGAAUGUGGUAAAUGUUGCAAGUUAACUUUCGAGUUGUUAUGUGCAAUACUUUUUUUGAACUUUUUCAAAAAAGAAUCUUUGCAAUGUAAUUCUUUAAUGCCAUUUAAUUGCAGACAUUUAAAAAGAUGUUAAUAUGUUUUUCACAGUCAUUUUCUACUGUUAGUGUAAUCCUUUUCAUGCUGGUGUUUGUAAAAAAAAAAUCUAAAUAUUUGUACUAAUAUAAAUUGAAGUUAUUUUUAAAACAUUAAAAGUUUUGUGCUCAUUUGCUUAUUUUGUUACUUUAUUUUAAGCUGAUGUGAUUGAUAGCAUUGUAAUUAUUAGGUCAAUAAUGUAUUUAGCAGUUUUAUUGGUAUAUUUUUAAUUGGAAUGUAAUUAAUUUUUAUAAUUUUGAUCAGAAUUUGUUAUAUUUUUGAGGUGAAGCUUUUAAUAUGUUAGUGUCUAGUUUUUACUAAUUGCUAUAUUGUGCUCAACAAUAUAUGGUUCACAUUUUCAGAAGGAAAAGAUAUUUAAAUAUUUGUCUGUUAAUGAUGUUACUUGAUGGCAAAAUUUCAGUAGUUUUUAACUGUGUAUGGGAAGGUUGUUGUAUUUAUUAAUAGCAUUUUUUACUUAAGAUAUCACAUUAAUUUUUAUUAUGUCAUUUCACAUUUAUAAGUUCCUAUUUUUGUAUUUCUUUCUAAUUAAGUUAUGUAAUACAAAUGUCCUUUUUUCUAGAGUUGGUCUGUAAAAGUGCUAGUGAAAAGAAAAUCUAAUGUUAUUAAAUUGUUUGCAGCCAACUAUUUAUAACAGUAUGCAUACUUUUUAAAUAUUUGUAAUGUGAAAUGUUGAAUGAAUAAAACUUAACUGUGAAAGGCAGAA